AAACAAACUUGGACUAAAAAGAACAAAAGUGCUCGCAGUUCACAUUAAAACAGACCAAACCACUCUCUCUCUCUCUCUCUCUCGUAGUCUCUCUGGAGAGAGAAACAAAAACCUUUGAUGUAUACACACGAGUAUAUAUACACUUAAUAUUCCAAUAAUUCUAUUCUCUCUUUCACUGUAUAUACAUCAAGUUCUUCAUCUCCGAUCGUUUCAAAUCACUGUGUGACUGUGUGUACUUGUAUAUAUAGUGUAAAGGUAGUGUGUGACUGUGUGUGAGAGAGAGAGAGCUUUUAAGAAGCUAGAUAUUUGUAUGGAGUUGUACGGACAUAGUGGAAACGGGUCACAGACGGAUCAAUGGGCUGCACCGGGUCAGGAAACGGGUCUUGAAGAAUCUAUGAUGCGGUUAGGGUUGUUGGGCGGGGAGUUGUAUCCGGAGAGAGGAGGUGUGCCUAAUUGUGCUUACUAUAUGCGAACUGGUUCCUGUGGAUAUGGUAACAAAUGUCGGUACAAUCAUCCCCGUGAUCGUAAUUCGGUUGGUGGAGUUGUAAGGACUGCAGGAGGUGAAUUUCCAGAGAGAAUAGGGGAACCUGAAUGCCAGUAUUAUUUAAGAACUGGGACUUGUAAAUUUGGUACUACCUGUAAAUUUCAUCACCCCCGAAAUGGAGGUGGUUCAUUAAGCAAUGUACCAGUAAAUAUAUAUGGAUACCCGUUCCGACCGGGUGAGAAAGAAUGCUCCUAUUAUUUGAAAACGGGGCAGUGCAAAUUUGGUUUAACUUGCAAAUUUGAUCAUCCUCAGCUGCCUGGUAUAUCAGUGCCGGCAUCUGUACGUCCAUAUUAUCCAACUGUGCAGUCUUCACCCCCGCCUGACCAGUAUGGAGGAGCAACAACCAGCUACAGGGUUCCAAGACCCCCAUUAUUGCCAGGGUCAUAUGUAUCAGGUGCUUAUGGUCCCUUGCUGCUUCCCCAAGGUGUGAUGCCUAUUCCAAACUGGAGUCCGUAUUCGGGACCUGUAAGCCCUGUAAUGUCUCCUGGUGCUCAACCUUCAGUUGGAGCAGCUUCUUUGUACGGUGUGACACCACUAUCUUCUUCCGCUCCUGCAUUUGCAGGUCCUUAUGCCCCUUUACCUUCUUCUGCUGGCCAGUCGAGUAACAGCCGGAUGGAGCACCAAUUUCCGGAGCGCCCUGGCCAACCCGAAUGUAAAUACUAUAUGAAAAAUGGGGACUGUAAGUUUGGAUCAUCUUGCAAGUAUCACCAUCCACCAGACUGGGCUAAUUUAAAGACAAGUUGCGUUCUCAGCCACAUAGGACUACCUUUGCGUCCGGGCGUGCAACCUUGCAGUUUCUAUAUGCAGAAUAAAUACUGCAAAUUUGGGCAUACUUGCAAAUUUGAUCAUCCGGUGGGAGCUAUAAGAUACAACACCUCCACUUCAUCUCUCAAUGACAUGGCAGUUGCUCCAUACAUGCUUCAAUCUACCCUAACUACAACUAUUCCAUUUCCAGAGCUACAGCCUGAAUUUGUAUCAGGGUCUAACCUGGAUCCUCAUUUGACUUAGGCUACUGCUACGUGGAAAUUGGAACACUGCUAAGGACUAUGCAAGCUUCUUCUUGAUGAUCUAGCACAGCUUUCUUGACAGAAUUUUCCCUUGGGAACAAUUAGUGUUGCAGAAGAAAACAAAGACAAGCUCACCGUCAAUCUGAAACUGUAAAAAAGCGCUGCUCAAUAAUGGUCAAUGUUCGGUUGUGAACCUAUUUUUGGUUUUUUAGUUCUAGAUCUGGAAACUAAUGUAGUUUGUUGUGUGAAGUUUUAUGUUUUCAAACUUUAAUGACCUACUUGGUACAUUGCUCAUGGUAUAUAGAUAAAUCAGGUGAAUCUUUCUGGGGCA
Messenger RNA from Daucus carota subsp. sativus, 1882 nucleotides. Its product is annotated as zinc finger CCCH domain-containing protein 32. The record is from RefSeq and is a predicted model, not a curated record. The transcript has 7 exons. Gene Ontology annotation, molecular function: metal ion binding; mRNA binding. The coding region runs from base 311 to 1552 and encodes 413 amino acids. NCBI's taxonomy places the organism in Eukaryota, Viridiplantae, Streptophyta, Magnoliopsida, Apiales, Apiaceae.